This is a messenger RNA of Trypanosoma rangeli, 1200 nucleotides long. Its product is annotated as RNA-binding protein. The transcript has a single exon. The coding region runs from base 1 to 1200 and encodes 399 amino acids. Gene Ontology annotation, cellular component: nucleus; ribonucleoprotein complex; cytoplasm. Lineage: Eukaryota; Euglenozoa; Kinetoplastea; Trypanosomatida; Trypanosomatidae. Gene Ontology annotation, molecular function: mRNA binding. The record is from RefSeq and is a predicted model, not a curated record.
AUGAACUACGCAGCAGUCAUCAAUGGGCCGUUUUCAAGCAACAGCAACGGCAGCAACCAAUAUCCGCGUGCAGGUUACACACCCAGUUGUUAUGGUCUGCAGACGAACCCGCAAGAGCAAAAUCCACAGAUGAUGCAGUAUCAAACGUUCAAUAGUGGCGCUGGUCAGCCUGUCAAUGUUUACCAACAGUUUUCCCCGACUCCAGUAUCGAAAGAUCCUAGGACAAACAUUCAUAUUGGAAGCAAACUUUUCGUAGGGCAAGUCCCCGCUAUGACCACAGAAGAACAGUUACGACCCGUAUUUGAGCCAUAUGGGGAGCUUUUAGAGGUAAAAAUUAUGCGUGAUCCCUUGGGACGUUCAAAGGGAAGUGCUUGGGUGCGCUACGAGACGAAUGAAAUGGCCAUGAAUGCCAUAAACGCGCUUAACGAGAAGCAUACAGUUCCCCCUCAGACUAAUCCAUUACGAGUACAAUUUGCCACACCCAACAGUGUGAGGCAUCAACAACUUCAACAGCAAGCGAGAUAUGCUGUCGAGCUGAAGGUUCCUAUGAAUCAAUAUAACUUUGGAGGUUCAACGGGUGGCAGUACACAGCAGGGUGGAAUGGUAAUGGUACGACCUGGUGCCUCCCCAAAUGUCGUACCACCUAUUUCUGCGAAUGCUGGGGGACGGUACAUGUCCGCGCCUUUUGGAGGCAGCUCCAUGGAAUCUCCCCCCAUUAUGAGUGGGCCAUACACGUCUUCUGCCAAUCGCUUUGACAACAUUAACGUUCCUGGAAAUCGAAGGGAUUUAUAUUCACCCUUGGAGCAGACGCAGGCCACUGCACCGCAGCUGUAUCAGCAGCAGCAGCAGCAGCAACAACAACAACAACAACAACAACAACAACAACGAGGUGUUUUUUCCAGUCCCAUUGGUAGCCCACCGGGCAUGUACAACCAGAUGCCUUCACGGCAGCAGAACCCUCGGAAUAACGCCAAGAGUGGCGGCGCCGUCAGCAUGGGAUCCUUUGAAACUGGACAUGGAAUGAGCAACCCUAACAGCAACGAAGCAUCCAAUAUGACGAAUGAAAUGCCCACUCUCGAUGCCGGGAUUGCCAUUUGGGAAACGAGGAGCAACAGUGGUUUGCAAGGACAGGAUCAGCGGGAGGCAGCAACGCGAAUUCGGCAGGGUGAAAGGAACGAAGAAGUAACAGGGCCGUGUUGA